AUGCUAGAAUUUUCAUCAAUAACCAGCGCAGCUAUCUCCAGUAUUUUGCGUUAUGCCUUUCAACUUUCGGGCUUUAAUGUCAAUAAAUUAAGCAAAGACGAAAUGCCUAAUACUGUUCGCAUGUGUGGUAUUGCCGACUUUCAGCUGCAUCACCAAAAUCUACGACAUAUUAGUCGCAGCAAGAUUCCAGUACUUUUGGUUCACGGUAUUGAUGAUCAUCUAAUAGAGAACAAAAUCUUGAAUGAAAAUUGCCAAGCCCUUGGAUUAAAGACCUUGAAGGAAAUGGCCACGGAAAGUAUAGAACCAGACUCUCAAGAAAACAAUUCCGUACUGUAUGAUAUUAAAACCAAUCCAUUUCGACAGAUUGUAUUCAAAACGGGAGGCCAUUAUAUUCACAAAAUACAUGCAAGAUAUAUUGGAGAAGCUAUUUUACGAAUGCUAGAGAGAAAUAAUAAAGAAUGA
Molecule: messenger RNA, 462 nt
Organism: Trichoplax adhaerens
Lineage: Eukaryota; Metazoa; Placozoa; Uniplacotomia; Trichoplacea; Trichoplacidae
Exons: 2
Coding region: 1-462 (153 amino acids)
Source: RefSeq, a predicted model, not a curated record